AUCACGUUCCGACACUUGAUUUGCUGCGGCUGCAUUUCGCGGAAGUCAAAGUGAAACCGAAUGCGAUCCAAAGACUAGAUCGACGCCAUUUCAGAUGAGUCGAGAUCAACGAUGUCUUCACAUGUUACGGCCUGAAGUCAAGUUUCUUAUCUAGGAAGAAGAGAAACAGAAGAACAGCAUGUAAAAUGAGUGUGUAUGAGGAGAGAAUAUGAGGCUCACUGUUGACACUCAGAGAGCAGCAUCUCCAGGAUUCAGCUGUGUGUCAAUGAAGAGCAACAGAUCCGUGGGUCUGCCCCCUUAUCUGAGUGAUUUUGACCCUCUGAGAGCAGCAUCUCCAGGAUUCAGCUGUGUGUCAAUGAAGAGCAACAGAUCCAUGGGUCUGCCCCCUAAUCUCAGUGAUUUUGACCGUCAGAGAGCAGCAUCUACAGCAUCUAUCUUUGACCCUGUUACCAUCAGCAGGAAGAGAAAGAGAGCAGCUUCUCCACUGCAGCCCCCUGAUCUCAGUGAUGAAGCAGAGCCUUUUGAUUCUGUUGGUGGGAGAACUAACCAGAUCAGAUAUGCAUCCUGUCAGACCUUCACAUCUUCUUACUAUCAGAACCACAUCAAUCAUUAUGAUUCAGAAGCAUCCCUGCAGCGUGAUUCUCACCCACAGGAUGAUCUGCAAAGAGUCAAAGACCAGCACAAAAUUAUCAUGAUGAACAAGUACGAGAGCUUAUUUGAGGGAGUCAAACUACAAGAGAAUCAAACCCUCCUGAACAGGAUUUACACACAGCUGUACAUCAUAGAGGGAGAGAGUGAAGGAGUGAAUGAAGAACAUGAGGUGCUGCAGAUGGAGAAAAGUUACAAGACACUCCAAGACACUCCAAUCAACUGCAAUGACAUCUUUAAUCCUUUACCUGAACCAGGAUAUGAGGAGAACAGAAGAGAGAAGAAAGACAAAAUAAAGACGGUUCUUACUAAAGGCAUCGCUGGAAUUGGAAAAACCGUCUCUGUGCAGAAGUUCAUUCUGGACUGGGCAGAUCAAGACUGUUCUUACUAAAGGCAUCGCUGGAAUCGGAAAAACCGUCUCUGUGCAGAAGUUCAUUCUGGACUGGGCCGAGGGAAAAGCCAAUCAGGAUGUAGAUUUCAUGUUUGUGCUUACAUUUCGAGAGCUGAACUUGAUUAAAGAUCAUCAGUACAGUCUUCACAGACUUCUGUUUGACUUUCAUCCUGAACUUCAAGAUCUGGACUCAAAUAUGUAUGAUGAAUGUAAAGUUGUGUUCAUCUUUGAUGGUCUGGAUGAAAGCAGAAUUUCACUGAUGUUUUCAGACAGUCAGAAAGUUUCUGAUGUGACUGAGAUUUCAUCAGUGGGUCUGUUGAUGUCAAACCU
Molecule: messenger RNA, 1369 nt
Organism: Sinocyclocheilus rhinocerous
Lineage: Eukaryota; Metazoa; Chordata; Actinopteri; Cypriniformes; Cyprinidae
Exons: 4
Coding region: 209-1039 (276 amino acids)
Source: RefSeq, a predicted model, not a curated record